Messenger RNA from Gossypium raimondii (Peruvian cotton), 1982 nucleotides. Its product is annotated as transcription factor UNE12. Bases 586 to 1557 code for a protein of 323 amino acids. Gene Ontology annotation, cellular component: nucleus. The transcript is spliced from 7 exons. Gene Ontology annotation, molecular function: protein dimerization activity; DNA-binding transcription factor activity, RNA polymerase II-specific; RNA polymerase II cis-regulatory region sequence-specific DNA binding. The record is from RefSeq and is a predicted model, not a curated record. Gene Ontology annotation, biological process: regulation of transcription by RNA polymerase II. Lineage: Eukaryota; Viridiplantae; Streptophyta; Magnoliopsida; Malvales; Malvaceae.
CUUUAAAACCAUACCUCACAACACAAACUAAAGCUCCUCUCUCAUAUUCACUAAACAAAGUUGGAGACUCAAAACCCAAACCCACACUACCAAACACUUUCUUCAGUUCAAUCUUCCCUUCUCUUCUCAAACUCAAACCCUUCUCUCUCUCACACAAUUUCCAAUCCAUUUAAACCAAAAAAAAGAAAAAAAAAAAACACACCAAACCAACACCAAGUGAAAAGGCCAUACCUUGAAAAUUCUUCUUGGAAUCCACAAUUUCCUUUCCGGAUUAUCGGGUUCCGGAUCUGCCACCCAUUUCACCAACACCCCUUCCACCUUUUCUUGGUUACCCCGUUAAACCCCCUCUUAACUUUCUAUAAAACCCACCACCAAGAAAAAAUAUAAUCAAACUCCAAAAAUAGAAGAAAAGAGAAAGAACCCUGUUUUUAAAAUCUCUUCCCACUGUCUAAAACAUUGAGAAACACGUCUUUUAUAUACAUAGUGAACCCUAAAGACAAAAAGUCUUAAUUUACACACAUACACAUUCAAGUAAUAGAGAGGGCCGGGAAGAAGAAGUUGCUUUGCGUGUUUGCGUUUUUAAAUAUGGCAGGUAAUCAACAACAGGAAGCCGGGUUAGGUGAUGAUUUCUUUGAACAGAUCCUGGCAGUACCACCAGGCUAUGGUGGUGGUGCCACCUUGCCUAUGGGGUUGCAGUUAGGUUCAAGUGGUGGUGCAACUGGCGCCAGUGGUGGCGAUAGUGGUGGUGGUGGGUUUAGAGGAAUAGGCAUGAUGCCUUUAGGGUUGAAUUUGGAACAUGGAUUCUUAAGACAUGAAGAUGGAGUUGUAGUUGACAACAACAACAACAAUGCUUCUUGUUCAGCUGCUUCUGCUGUUUCUGGAAUCAGUGAGAGAGAUUCUAUGCAUAUGGUAAGCUUGUUUCCACCUUUUGGACAAAUGCAAACUCAGCAAAUCCGCGCUUCACCGCCACCUCCUCAGCCUCCACCGCAGCUCCACCAGCCAUUUCACAGCCAGCCAACAUCAGGUCCAGUUGCUGCUGCACCGCACCCACCUGCCGUCCGUCCAAGGGUACGGGCUAGGCGAGGACAGGCAACGGAUCCCCACAGUAUUGCUGAGCGGUUGCGUAGAGAAAGAAUAGCUGAAAGAAUGAAGGCUUUGCAAGAGUUGGUUCCUAGCUGCAAUAAGACGGAUAGGGCCGCUAUGCUUGAUGAAAUUGUGGAUUAUGUGAAGUUUCUUAGACUUCAAGUUAAGGUUCUGAGCAUGAGCAGACUCGGUGCAGCAGGUGCGGUGGCUCAGCUUGUUGCCGAUGUACCCCUACUAUCCGUUGAGGGUGAUGGUGCAGGAGGUGGAACCCAGCCUGCUUGGGAGAAAUGGUCAAACGAUGGCACUGAACAGCAAGUCGCUAAGCUGAUGGAAGAAGACAUCGGAGCUGCCAUGCAGUUUCUUCAGUCCAAGGCACUUUGCAUCGUGCCGAUAUCACUGGCAUCUGCGAUCUUCCCUGCACAUCAACCUGAUGCACCAACAAUCGUCAAACCCGAAUCAAACACUCCUUCGUAAAGAUAAAAAAACAACAUUAUGACCCGCCAAGAACUCACUCCUAGCUCACUCGCAAUGGCUUUUUAGUGCUUCGAUCCAAACUCUAACUCCGACCAGCAGCUUCAAUCAAGUCAGUGCAACUUUUCCAUCCUUGUCUUUUCCAGUAAGAAAAAAAAAACAUGGAAAGUUAUUUUGAUGUGUACCCCAUAGGCAUGGUGUAAGUCAAGGGAAAACAAAUUCCAAAGGUCCAUUGAUGUGUCUUCAUCUUUCUAAUAUGUAAGUGGAGGAUGACCAAAAAAAUAAUGGUGGUAGGAACUCGCUUUCUUUCUUUCUUUUUCCUUUUUUUUUUCCUUGGAUAAUGGGAAGUGGGACCAUUGAAAAUGGAUGGAUAGGUAUCUCCAUGAUGUAUUUGAAGAAAGUUUUAGUGCAACUUGACCUUUUACAUA